AUGCUGCCUCCAAAGUACUUGUCUGCCACCAAACCUAAGAAGUCCUGGGCCCCAAAUCUGUAUGAGCUAGACAGUGACUUGGAUAAGGAGCCGGAUGUCAUCAUAGGAGAAGGCCCAACUGACUCUGAAUUCUUUCAUCAGAGGUUUCGGAACUUAAUCUACGUGGAAUUUGUUGGGCCUCGGAAGACCCUGAUCAAACUCCGAAACCUCUGCCUCGAUUGGUUGCAGCCGGAGACUCGCACCAAGGAGGAGAUCAUCGAGCUCUUGGUCCUUGAGCAGUUCCUGACCAUCAUCCCUGAAAAGCUCAAGCCUUGGGUGCGAGCAAAAAAGCCGGAGAAUUGCGAGAAACUCGUCAAUCUGCUGGAGAAUUACAAGGAGAUGUACCAGCCGGAAGACGACACCAACAGUGACGUGACCAGUGAUGAAGACAUGAACCGAGAUGGAAGAGAGUCCCCCCAGCCUCGCGCAGGCCGUUCUUUCAGUGACCGGGAGCAUAACCGCGACUGGGCCAGGAGGGGCCGCAGCAGAGAUGCGGAGCCGCGAGGCCGCUGGUCGUUCCCCAGGAACCCCAGAAGCAGGCUGCCUCAGCGGGAUCUUUCCCUUCCUGUGACGGCAAAAACAAGUUUCGCAGCGGAAAGAGAUGACAGCAGGGACUCGAUGGACUAUGAGUCCCGAUCCCAGGAUGCUGAAUCAUACCAAAACGUCGUAGACCUCGCCGAGGACAGGAAACCUCACAACACAGUCCAGGACAACAUGGAGAACUACAGGAAGCUGCUCUCACUAGGGGUGCAGCUUGCCGAAGAUGACGGCCACUCCCACAUGACACAGGGCCACUCAUCAAGGUCCAAGAGAAGUGCCUGCCCAAGCACCAGUCGAGGUCUGAAAACUAUGCCUGAAGCCAAAAAGUCAACCCACCGGCGGGGAAUUUGUGAAGAUGAAUCUUCCCACGGGGUGAUAAUGGAAAAGUUCGUCAAGGAUGGUUCCAAAUCAGGAAGAGCAAGGGAGCCAAGUGAUCGGUCGCAGAGGUUCCCUAGAGCGUCAGAUGAUAAUUGGAAGGACGUUUCAUUAAACAGGAGGGAGUCAGUGAUCCAGGAGAGGGGUUAUGAAGGGAACGCGUUCAGGGGAGGCUUUAGGUUUAACUCAAACCUUGUUUCCAGAAGGAGAGUUAUUGACAGAAAGAGGCGCUAUCAUUUCGACACAGAUGAGAAGGGCUCAAGCCAUGACCAGAAAGGCUGUGCCAGAAAGAAGCCCUUUGAGUGCGGUAGCGAGAUGAGGAAAGCGAUGAGCAUGAGCGGCCUGAGCGCCCCCUCCCUCACCGAGUCGCCGCCCGCCAUCGAUUUCGCGGCCAUGGCGUACGUGUGCGACGAGUGCGGGAGGUCGUUCGGUGUCAUCUCAGAGUUUGUCGAGCACCAGAUCAUGCACACUAGGGAGAACCUCUAUGAGUACGGCGAGUCCUUUGUCCACAGCGUGGCUGUCAGUGAGGUCCAGAGAAGUCAGGCUGGGGGCAAGCGCUUCGAGUGCAAGGAGUGCGGGGAGACGUUCGGCAAGAGCGCCGCGGUGGCCGAGCACCGGGAGACGCACGCGAGGGAGCGCCUGGCGGACGCCGAGGACCCGGAGUGCGAGGAGACCUUCAUGCCCAGCCCGACCUACGCCGAGCUGCAGAAGAUGUACGGCAAAGACAAGUUCUACGCGUGCCGCGUGUGCAAGGAAACCUUCCUGCACAGCUCCGCCCUGAUCGAGCACCAGAAAGUCCACUUCGGGGAUGACAAAGAUCACGAACGCGAGCGCGAACGGGAACGCGAGCGCGAACGCGGGCAAGCCUUUACGCCUAGCUCAGCCUUUGAGGAGUUUCAGAAGAUGUGUGGUAAAGAGAAAGUCUAUGAGUGUAAAGUGUGCGGGGAGACUUUCCUUCACAGCUCGUCCCUGAGAGAGCAUCAGAAAAUCCAUGCUAGAGGAAACCCAUUUGAAAAUAACGGUCAGCCCCUUAAAAGGCGCCAGAAAACUUACGGUAAGGAGAAGCCCUACGACUUCAGCGACGGCAGGGAUGCUUUCAUGCCGAGCUCAGACUUCAGCGAGCGUCAGAAAAUUCAUUCUCGAAAGAACCUCUUUGAAGGCAGAGGGUACGAGAAAUCUGUCAUUCAUAGCGUGCCCGCCACUGAAUCUCCGAAGAGUCACACUAUCACAAGACCACCUGAAAACGAGGAGGAGAAGGCGUUCACCAUCAGUUCUAACCCCAAUGAAAACCAGAAGUUUCCUACUCAAGAAAAUGCCUGUGAGGGGAAACCAUACGAGAGGUCUGUUAUUCAUAGCUUAGCCUCUGCUGAAGCUCAGAAAAGUCACAGUGCAGUGGGGCCCGUUAAACCCAAAGUGAUUGCAGAGUCUACCGUCCGGAGCUCGGAUGUUAGUAACCAUCAGAAAGUCCGUGCUGGAGGGAACACCUGUGAAGGAAUGGCAUACAAGAGGUCUGUCAUUCAUAGCUUGGCAGCUCCCAAACCUCUGAAAAUUCACGAUGGAAAUGAAGUGCUUGAAUGUAAUGAGCAGGGAGAAUGCUCCAUUUAUAUCUCAGACCUUAACGAUAAGCAACAGAAGAUUCUUGCCAGAGAGAAGCCUUACGAAGGGGGUAAGAAUAACAACUCCGAGGACUCUGCCGUACAGAGUGUAUCCCGUGCCACACCUCAAAAAAGUCUUACCGGAGAGGGAUCUGGUGAAGUUAAGAAGGAUGGUGAAUUCUCUGUUCCCAGCUCAAAUGUUCGUACAUACCAGAAGGCUCGUGCUAAAAAGAAAUACAUUGAGCACAGAAGCAAUGAAACCUCUGUGAUUCACUCUCUACCUUUUGGCAAACAGCACAUGGUUCGCCCUAGAGAGAAGCUCUAUGAAUGUCAGGAGUGUGGGGAGUCCUUUGCUUAUAGCUAUGACCUCACUGAGCACCAGAAGAUUCACGAUAGAGAGAAGCCUUCUGGAAGUAGAACCUAUGAGCUAUCUGUCAUUCGCAGCUUGGCCCCUACUGACCCUCAGACAAGUUAUGCCCAAGAGCAAUACGCUAAGGAACAGGCACGCAUUAAAAGUAUGGAGUUCAGGCAACUCUUUGCUGCUAGUAAAGAGCUCAACACACAUCAUAAAACCUAUGCUCAAGAGAAGUCCCAUGGCGAGGAGACCCAAGGCAAGGACACCCAUGAGGCCCAUGGCGAGGAGACCCACGUUGAGGAGAUCCAUGGCCAGGAGGUGGUUGAAGACUCUGUCAUUCAGGGCUCAGACCUGGCUGAACCUCAGCAGGAAGACCCUGAUGACACAAUCUACGAAUGUCAGGACUGCGGGCUGGGCUUCGUGGAUCUCUCAGACCUCACGGACCAUCAGCAAGUCCACAGCAGGAAGCGCCUCGUUGACAGUCGUGAGUACACGCAUUCUGUCAUUCACACCCAUUCCAUCAGCGAGUACCAGAGAGAUUACACUGGAGAGCAGCUGUAUGAAUGCCCAAAGUGUGGGGAAUCUUUUAUUCACAGCUCGUUCCUUUUCGAGCAUCAGAGAAUCCAUGAGCAAGACCAGUUGUAUUCCUUGAAGGGGUGUGACGACGGUUUUAUUGCCCUCUUGCCGAUGAAGCCACGGAGGAAUCGUGCUGCAGAAAGGAAUCCUGCCCUUGCUGGGUCGGCCAUCCGAUGCCUUCUGUGUGGGCAAGGCUUCAUUCACAGCUCUGCCCUUAAUGAGCAUAUGCGGCUUCAUCGGGAAGAUGAUUUACUAGAGCAGAGCCAGAUGGCUGAGGAAGUUAUCAUUCCGGGCUUGGCCCUCACCGAGUUUCAGAGAAGUCAGACUGAAGAGAGACUCUUUGAAUGCGCGAUAUGUGGAGAAUCCUUCUAUGACGCAGCAGAACUUGCGGAUCAUGUAAGCGUUCAUAAGAACGAGCCUUACGAGUAUGGCUCCGCCUAUACGCAUACCUCAUUUCUUACCGAGCCCCUCAAAGGAGCUAUACCAUUCUAUGAGUGCAAGGAUUGCGGCAAAUCCUUUAUUCAUAGCACGGUCCUCACUAAGCAUAAGGAGCUUCAUCUUGAAGAAGAUGAAGAAGAAGAAGCGGCAGCAGCAGCAGCAGCAGCCGCCGCCCAGGAAGUUGAGGUCAAUGUCCUUGUUCCACGAGAAGUUCUGCGGAUUCAGGGGUCAAACGUAGAGGCUGCCGAGCCAGAGGUGGAGGCUGCCGAGCCAGAGGUGGAGGCUGCUGAGCCAGAGGUGGAGGCUGCCGAGCCAAACGGCGAGGCUGAAGGGCCAGAUGGGGAGGCUGCAGAGCCGAACGGAGAGGCUGAACAGCCGAACGGGGAGGCCGAGCAACCGAACGGGGAUGCCGACGAGCCAGAUGGUGCAGGGAUCGAAGACCCAGAAGAAAGAGCCGAAGAGCCCGAGGGAAAAGCCGAAGAGCCCGAGGGAGAUGCCGACGAGCCCGACGGCGCAGGGAUCGAAGACCCGGAAGAAGAAGGUGAAGAUCAAGAGAUCGAGGUGGAAGAGCCGUACUAUGACUGCCAGGAAUGCCCAGAAACCUUCACUUCCGGUGCAGCGUUCGGCGAGCACCUGAGAGCCCACGCGAGCAUGAUCAUAUUCGAGCCGGCCAGUGCCUUCGGCGAGUGCUCGGGCUACAUCGAACGCGCCGGCACCAGCACGGGUGCUGCUGAUCGCGCCGAUGAGAAGUACUUCAAGUGCGACGUGUGCGGGCAGCUCUUCAGUGACCUCCUGUCCCUUGCCAGACACCAGAACACCCACACCGGCUGA
Propithecus coquereli (Coquerel's sifaka) is the source of this 4749-nucleotide messenger RNA. RefSeq names its product paternally expressed 3 (gene PEG3). The coding region runs from base 1 to 4749 and encodes 1582 amino acids. Lineage: Eukaryota; Metazoa; Chordata; Mammalia; Primates; Indriidae. Gene Ontology annotation, molecular function: DNA-binding transcription repressor activity, RNA polymerase II-specific. Gene Ontology annotation, biological process: negative regulation of transcription by RNA polymerase II. The record is from RefSeq and is a predicted model, not a curated record. The transcript has 9 exons.